Doryrhamphus excisus (bluestripe pipefish) is the source of this 3192-nucleotide messenger RNA. RefSeq names its product exocyst complex component 8 (gene exoc8). Gene Ontology annotation, biological process: Golgi to plasma membrane transport; intracellular protein localization; exocytosis. Gene Ontology annotation, cellular component: exocyst. The record is from RefSeq and is a predicted model, not a curated record. NCBI's taxonomy places the organism in Eukaryota, Metazoa, Chordata, Actinopteri, Syngnathiformes, Syngnathidae.
CGGGUCCAGCGUCUCCCACGACGGAUCCACGAUGGACAGCGGCCCCUGGGGCUCCACCCUCCGCUGCCAGGGCACAAGUGCGCCGCCGCUGAGUUCCGCUUUCCGUGUAUUGGCAGCGGACGCCAAAAUAGGAGCGUCGUCCUCGUUGUUAAACUGUUCUUGAAGUUGCAGGGCUAGCAGGUAGUCUUCAUCCAUCACAGGCUAAUUGUGGUUAGCUUCCUCCCGCCGACCGGUCAACAACUGCAGUCCUCCCAAAGGUGGCCCGGCCACCACUGCCACGAUAGCGUUCGUCACAUGUAUGUACGUGGGCAUACCGGAUUUGUGUCCACUUUUACGACGAGUUCGGCCCGCCGAGCUGACCAACUGUCCGUUUCCGACGGCUCACAGUCGGGGGACGCAAUCAUGGCGGAGCACCAAACACUUCCGGUGUCUACUUCGAAAUACAACUCAGUAAAUACAUUGGAGGCGGCGUUAAUCGUGAUUCAGCAGGUGUCAGAUACACAAAUUAAGUGAGUUAUUUUCUACUUUGCACACACGAAGAACUGUUUGAGUGAAUGGGAGUCAUUUGUGAAUAUUUUAUGCAUUAGAUACGCUUUCGUUUCCGGCCAAAUCUUGCCGGAAGUCGGCUGUGCAGUUAAAAAACGGUGACACGGAGAUGACGUCAGCGAUAACAAUACAUAGAUAGUCAUUUUAGUGGCUAUUUAAUAUCAAAGAAAAUUCACAAACGUUAAUUUGUGGUACGUGUUCGACUGUGUCCAUUUUCUACAAUCGCCUGUAUAUAUUUUUGUUGGUCGCCCCCUCCCCCCGAUCCAAGUCUUGUGACGUAGCAGGGUGUCACCCUGGUUACUACUUCCUGUUUUUGUUAGCCCGCGGCCACGAAUGGACUGUCCUCUGCUUGUUUUAGGGCGUAGCUAUCGAUCGGUCCGUCAAACGUCAAUUUAACAGAACCUUAAAGAGUUAGACGCCGAGCAAGAUGUCGGAAACCGGAAGUCGAUUGCGAAGGCUGCUCGAGUCGCCCAAUUUCGACCCGCAGAACUACGUGAAGCAGCUGUCCCAGCAGUCCGAUGGCGACCGAGACCUGCAGGAGCAUCGGCAGAAAAUCCAAAACCUGGCCGACGAAACGGCCCAAAACCUGAAGAAAAACGUCUACAAGAACUACAGGCAGUUCAUCGAGACGGCCAAGGAGAUUUCGUACCUGGAGAGCGAGAUGUACCAGCUGAGCCACAUCCUGACGGAGCAGAAGAGCAUCAUGGAGAGCGUCACGCAGGCCCUCCUGUCCACGGACAAGGACGAAACGUCCAAGGAGAUGCAGGCUGCGUUCCCCAAAGAAACCGAGGAAGUGAAGCAGAGGACCCUGACGUCACUGUUGGAGAAAGUGGAGGGCGGUAAAAACAUCAUGGACACCCCCGGAAGGCACCUGGUGUACAACGGCGACCUGGUGGAGUACGACGUGGACAACAUGUCCCCCAUCCAGAAGGUGCACGUCUUUCUAAUGAACGACUGCCUGCUGAUCGCCACCUGGCUGCCCAAUCGGCGCGGCGCGGUCAAGUACAAGUACAACGCCCUGUACGAGCUGGAGAGCUUUGCCGUGGUCAACGUGAAGGACAACCCUCCCAUGAAGGACAUGUUCAAGAUCCUCAUGUUCCCAGACAGCCGUAUCUUCCAGACGGAGAACAGCAAGAUCAAGAAGGAGUGGCUGGAGAUCCUGGACGUAACCAAGAAGAACAAAGCUACCAAGGACAGACGCAAGAAGGAGGAGGAGGUCCCGACGUCCCCCGUCAGGGCCGAGGUGUCCACCAACCCCUUCGACGAGGACGACGGCGAGCAAGCCGACGCCGGGGAGAAUGUGGACCUCAGUCCGGAGUGGAUCCAGGAGCUUCCCGAGGAUCUGGACGUGUGCAUCGCCCAGAGGGACUUUGAGGGCGCCGUGGACCUCCUGGACAAGCUCCACGAGUACCUGAAAGACCAGCCCGUCACGCAGAAAGUCAAAGAGCUGCGGAACAAGGUGGACGAGCGUGUGCGGCAGCUGACCGAGGUCCUGGUCUUUGAGUUGUCUCCCGAUCGGUCCCUUCGAGGUGGACCCAAGGCCACCAGGAGGGCCGUGUCCCAGCUCAUCAGGCUAGGCCAGUCCACCAAAGCCUGCGAGCUCUUCCUGAAGAACCGGGCGGUGGCGGUCCAGACGGCCAUACGGCAGCUUCGCAUCGAGGGGGCCACGCUGCUCUACAUCCACAAGCUGUGCAACAUCUUCUUCACCAGCCUGCUGGAGACCGCCAAGGAGUUUGAGAUGGACUUCGCAGGGAACACGGGCUGCUACUCUGCCUUUGUGGUCUGGUCCAGGUCCGCCAUGAGGAUGUUCGUGGACGCCUUCAGCAAGCAGGUGUUUGACAGCAAGGAGAGCCUGUCCACGGCGGCCGAGUGCGUCAAGGUGGCCAAGGAGCACUGCCAGCAGCUGACGGAGAUCGGCCUGGACCUGACCUUCACGCUGCAGUCGCUGCUGGUCAAAGACGUCACAGCGGCGCUCCUCGGCUACAAAGACAUCAUCGUGGAGGCCACCAAGCACCGCAACUCUGAGGAGAUGUGGAGGAAGAUGAACCUCAUGACACCCGAGGCUCUGGCCAAGCUCAAGGACGAGAUGCGCACCAGCGGCAUGAGCACGUUCGACAUGUACACGGGCGACGACUGCUGGGUGAACCUGAGCUACACGGUGGUGGCCUUCACCAAGCAGAUGCUGAGCUUCCUGGAGGAGGGCCUGAGGCUCUACAUCCCCGAGCUGCACAUGGUGCUGCUGGAGAGCCUGCGCGAGAUCAUCCUGGUGGCCGUGCAGCACGUGGACUACAGCCUGCGCUGCGAGCAGGACCCCGAGAAGAAGGCCUUCAUCGUGCUCAACGCCGCCUUCCUUCACGACACCGUGCUGCCCGAGGUGGAGCGCCGCUUCGAGGAGGGUGUGGGCAAGCCCGCCAAGCAGCUGCAGGACCUCAGGAAGAGCACCAGGCCCGUACGGAUCAACCCGGAGAGCACCACGUCUCUGGUUUGAAACAACGGCAGGUCAUAUUAUUAGGUACACCUGCUUAUGUCAGGUGCAAAACAAACACUGAUUGUGAUCGUGGAUGCGGUCCAGACCAACGGAGGGAAAGGGAUGACUGAUGAAUGCUGGAUGAAAUACGCAGGGAAAUAAAUGAUUUGUCCACGCUG